GUAACUUAAUAGAUUAAUUAAGAAAAGACGUAUUAAGAAAAAUUUUUUUUAAAAUAGAAAUAAAAUGGAUAUGAAGAACAAAGAUAAUAUGUUAAUACCGGGUCAACGGAUUCGUCCACCUGGCAACAAACAAAAAGUUUUACAACUUUUAGAAGAACUUUAUGGUUUGAAAACUUUAAGUAUAUCUGAAUUAAAUGCAUAUGAUGACAGAAAUUAUCAUGUAAUUUGUGAAGAAACUCAUAUGAAUCCUCAUAUAACGAUCAUAAGUAAAUAUGGCUAUGUUUUGAAGAUCGUUAAUUCUUUGGAUUCGCAGAAAACACACGUGAUUGAAGCACAAACUGAAAUGUUAAUAUUUUUGCAUCAGCAAGGUAUUAAUUGUCCUUUGCCUGUAAAAAAUAUACAUGGAUUGUAUUACACUCUAGUUAAAAUGAAUAAUGAAUAUUCUGAAAGUUAUGCUAUCAGAUUGUUGAUUUAUCGAUCUGGUGAAUUGUUACACCGUGUACCAAUUACUGGAGAUUUGCUACGAAAUAUAGGCAAUUUUAUAGCCCGACUUGAUAAUAUUCUAAUGACUUUUUCCCAUCCAGCUUAUAAUCAUCACAAAACACUAUGGAUGUUAAAUUCCGUACCACAAUUACACCAAUUUAUCUAUGCUAUAAAAAAUGUAUUUGAAAGAGAGUUAGCGCAUGAGGUAAUAAUAGCUUUCGAAAAGGACGUGCUUCAAAUCACUUCACAGUUAGAACAAGGCAUGAUACAUGGAGAUUUAAAUGAACAAAAUCUAGUGAUAAACUCGAAUGGCAAAGAAAUAUUUGCAGUCAUCGAUUUUGGUGAUGCACAUCGAACAUGCUUAAUCUUUGAAUUAGCUAUCGCGCUAUGCUAUAUGAUUUUACAGACUGGUGAUAUAGCGAUGGGUAAAUAUGUAAUCGAAGGUUAUCAGGAUAUUAGAAAGCUGACAGAUCUUGAGAAGAAAAUUUUGAAAAUUAGUGUUUGUGCAAGAAUUUGUCAAAGUUUGAUUAUGGGUGCUUAUUCCUAUCUUCAUGAUCCACAAAAUGAAUAUUUGCUUACUACACAAAAAGGAUGGUCGUUAUUAAAGAAGCUUUGGCCUCUUGCUCAAGAUGAUGUUCUUCGAAAUUGGGGAUUGAUAAACUAAAUUUUUUUAUUUAUUCAAUUUUUCAUAUGCUGUAUAAUUUAUUGUACAUUCAGUAUUGUAUAAUUCAGUCUCAAUGUUCCAAUCAAUUAUUAUAUUAUUUGAAAUCUGUUAUCAACAGAAGCAAUAAAUACAUAAAUUUAUAUUUUAACUAAAUUGAAUUUAAGAAAUAAAUUAAGAUAAUGUGCAGCGAUAUAUCCUCUGGUUUUAUUCGUAUUUAGGCAGUUACAUAUUUACAUAGAUAUAAUGAAUAAUAAUGCUCUUUGUAUAAUAAUAUGGAAUCAUUUUACAUAAUUAGAUGGUGGUAUAUACAAAAAUGCAGGUAUUAAUAAAAAUCAAUUCAUGGGAAAUUAUGUAUUAUUGCUAAAAGAUUUUAAAGAAACAUAUUUCUUAUGAUUACUUGAGUGAAAUAGUAAUUACUGUUAACUCCAACUCGAUAAAUUAAAUGAAAUAUAUCGAAAUAUAUCGGUAAUAAUAUAAUAUAUCGUACAGAAUUUAUUUAUAAAUGUACUGUAAGACAAUAUAUUUCGAUCUUGCAUAAUAGAUUUAUACCUGCGUUUAAGAUGAAAUCAUUCGCGUGUGUUUUUAUUACUUACGCAACUUGUAAUAUACAUAUAUAUAUAUAUAUUAUAUAUAAUAUAUAAUAUAUAUUAUAUAUAAUAUAUAAUAUAUAUUAUAUAUAUUAUACAUUAUACACACACCCAAAUAUAUAAUUUUUUUUAUUUCAAUUUUAAUAAUAUACUAAUUUAUUUAUAUCUUUUUUUCAUUUCAUUAAUAUCAGUUCGUUUUGGCAAACUGUCUAGCUGUGUUGAGGCAAAUUCGUUGAUAGCGAAAAUUUGUUCACAAUAUCAGAAUAAAAAAAUAGAGUUAAUAGAGUUACAUGAAAUAUUAUAUAUAUUAUAAUUAAGAAAUUAGAUAAUAUUUUCAUCAAAAAUUUAUAUAUAUAUAAUAAAUAAA
This is a messenger RNA of Apis laboriosa (Himalayan honeybee), 2101 nucleotides long. Its product is annotated as hydroxylysine kinase. Bases 65 to 1147 code for a protein of 360 amino acids. The transcript is spliced from 2 exons. Gene Ontology annotation, molecular function: amino acid kinase activity. Lineage: Eukaryota; Metazoa; Arthropoda; Insecta; Hymenoptera; Apidae. The record is from RefSeq and is a predicted model, not a curated record.